AUGCAAGAAGAACAUCGCCAUCCCCAUAAUUUGGGCUCACAACAAGUGACACAUGGUACGGUGGAACAUCAUGAUGAUCAUGAGAAGAAGUCAGUUCUCAAGAAAGUGAAGGCAAAGGCUAAGAAAAUUAAGGACACAAUCACCAAGCAUGGUCAUCAUGAUGAUCAUGAACAAGGUCAUGGUCAUGAUCAAUAUCAUUAUGAAAAUCAACAUAUCCCUGAUGACCAUGACUUGGAUGAAGAAGAUGAUGUUCAUGACCCAGAAAUCCAUGGUGCACCAAUUUAUGACAGUGCUAAAGUUAGAAAUGUGACACCAACUGGCAAAGUAAAAAAUUCAGGUCAAGGAGUGAAUUUUGGAAGCACAACUAUUAUGGGAGAAGAACAUCAUCAUCAUAAUGAGCCAAGAGUAGUAGUUGUUAAAUCAGCUACUGAAAAUAUUAAUCAAAGUAGAAUCAAUGAGCCAUCUAGAACAUUUGUUAGGGAAGAGAGAACAAUGGUGCAACCUAAGGUUAAUUUGGAGGAAGAUCCUCAUGCACCAGGAAGUAGAUUUCAAGCAUAUGCUCCAGCUAAUUAUCAAACCAAAGUCACUGAUCCAACUGGGAUAGGUGCUGCAGAAAUGGACAUUACUCCAAUUCAAAAAUCUAUUGACAGAAUGACUGUAUACAAUGAACCAAUACCAACCCAACAACCAAAAACUCUUUCAACUAUUUCUGAAACACAACAACACCCUUCCCCUUCUCUAGGAAUCCACCACCAAUUUUCUCCAGAAAUUUCUGCACCAACCAAAACACCUUAUCCAUCAUCAACCAUAACACAUCACCAAAAUUUACCACAACAAUCACCUGAAAUCAAAACUCAAUACCCUAAAAGCCAUGAUCAAUUCACACCUGUUUUUUCUACUUCAACACAAACUCAACACCCUACUACUCAUGACCAAAACUUGCCACAUUUUUCUAGUGGAACAAGAACUCAAUACCCUUCAGCUACAACCCAUGAUCAUGUUACACCGUCGUUACUACCGACUGAACAUAAACCUCAAUUUUCCAAUGCAACAAAAACUACUUCAAAUUUACUACCAACUGAGCCUAAACCUUAUCACUCUUCUACUAUAAGUCAUGACACAUAUCUGCCACCAUCUUCCGGCGGCACAUUUCUCCCAGGUGCGACAGAAUCUAGAUACCCUUUUGCUGGUAGCCAUGAUCAGUUUAAAACAAAUUUGCUACCAACUGAGGCUAAACCACAUCUCUCUUCUGCCACAAUCCAUGAUCAAUAUGCGGCACCGUAUUCUAGUGCAACUGAGCCUAAUCUUCAGCACCAAUCAGUUACAAGUUUGCCGCAACAUUCAAGUGCAAUGAAAACUCAGUAUCCAUCUGCUGGAAGCCAUCUACCAACUGAACACCAUUCUGCUACAAGUCAUGGCCAAUAUAUGCCACAGCAUUCAGGUGGAAUGAAAACUCAAUACCCUUCAGCUGGAAGCCAUGAUCAGUUUACACCAGAGUUUUCUACCAACAACAGAAACAUCACAGUUGAGGAACAACCUCAGCUACACCAUGAAUCAAUGAAGAACUCAUCAAACCAAAGCAACAACAGUUACACAGACAAAAUCUACUCUGCAACUUCUGCAAUCGCCGACAAAGCUGCAGAUGCAAAAAAUGCAGUCGCCUCGAAGCUGGGUUAUGGUGAAAAAGGAGAAACAACAACUGGCGAAGAAGCACCGUUGAACCAGAGCAGUUACACAGAUAAAAUCUACUCUGCAACUUCUGCAGUGACUGGCACAGCCGCUGCUGCUAAAAAUGCAGUUGCUUCGAAGCUUGGAUACGGUGAAAAAGGUGAAACCACCACAACCAAUGAAGCACCGUCUGACCAGAGCAGUUACACAGACAAAAUCUACUCUGCAGCUUCUGCAGUCACUGACAAAGCCGCCGGUGCUAAAAACGCAGUUGCUUCGAAGCUUGGAUAUGGCGAAACACCAUCAAACCAGAGUAGCUACUCAUCUGCAACAUCUGCAGUAGCACCAUCGAACCAAAGUAGUUAUACAGAGAAAAUCUCAUCAGCAACUUCUGCAAUAGCUGAUAAAGCUGCAUCUGCUAAAAACACAGUAGCCUCAAAGCUCGGCUUUGGCGAGAAGAAUGAGACCGAAACAAACUAUGAAGAGAACAACAACAACAAUGAGAAAAACGUUUCUUCUUCUUCAGUGUCACCUGCAGAAUAUGGAAAGAAAAUUGCAGUUUCCUUGACAGAGAAGUUAGCUCCGGUAUACGGAAAAUUUGCUGGUGUAGGAACUGAAAGAGAAACUGGGGGUGUAGAACAGGAUAAAGGGGUAUCAAUGAAAGAGUAUAUAGCUGAAAAAUUAAGACCUGGUGAAGAUGAUAGAGCACUAUCUGAUGCAAUUUCUGAGAGUUUAUAUAAGAAAAGUGUAGAUGAGUCUGUGGAAGAGGUUUAUCAUAAUGAUGAAGGUAGUAGAGAUGUGAGGAAAGUGGUUUCUGAUGCUGUGCAUAAGAGAGGUGAUGAUGAGGGAAGGAAAAUGGAGAGGCCAAGAGGGAAAGUGACUGAGAGUGAAGAGGUGAAGAGAAGAUUAGGGGGGUGGGAUGAGGAAGUGAAAGAAGGUGACUUUGGGAAGGGUAUGGUUGAUAUGGUUAAGGGUGUUGUUGGAUCUUGGUUUGAAAAACCAGAGGAGAAUGAAUCUACUCAAGGAACAGGAGAUUUGUCUAAGAACACUAGUGGAGAGGUUAGACAGGUUCAUCAAACUGCAGGUGAAAGAAGACUACAUGAGUCAACGAAUUGA
Trifolium pratense (red clover) is the source of this 2784-nucleotide messenger RNA. RefSeq names its product low-temperature-induced 65 kDa protein-like. The coding region runs from base 1 to 2784 and encodes 927 amino acids. The transcript has 5 exons. Lineage: Eukaryota; Viridiplantae; Streptophyta; Magnoliopsida; Fabales; Fabaceae. Gene Ontology annotation, biological process: response to stress; response to abscisic acid. The record is from RefSeq and is a predicted model, not a curated record.